Messenger RNA from Vigna umbellata (rice bean), 868 nucleotides. Lineage: Eukaryota; Viridiplantae; Streptophyta; Magnoliopsida; Fabales; Fabaceae. The record is from RefSeq and is a predicted model, not a curated record.
UUUCUCUCUUCUCUUCUUCUUCUUCUCAUUUCUAUUUUCUUUCUCAAUAAUCGAUUCUUCCUUACUCUUCCUGCAGAUAUCUUCCUUCUUUGUCAAUUCCUUGAUCCAACAAUCUUAACAUGGGCUACUUGAAGGAACAAACCAAUCAACAAACUGAUCUGGCUGCAGUUUUACGUGAUGGAAAAGAAAUACUUCUUCAGGGAUUCAACUGGGAGUCUCACAGAUAUAAUUGGUGGAAUAAUUUAGAAACUAAAGUUCCUGACAUGGCUAAAUCUGGAUUUACAUCAGUUUGGUUGCCACCACCCUAUCAUUCAUUUUCACCUGAAGGUUACACUCCACAGAAUCUUUAUUCUCUCAAUACUAAAUAUGGUUCUGAACGUCAGUUAAGAGCUUUGCUUCAGAAGAUGAAACAAUACCGAGUGAGAGCAAUGGCUGACAUAGUUAUCAAUCAUCGUACUGGCACCACUCAAGGACAUGGAGGAAUGUAUAAUCGUUUUGAUGGAAUUCCUUUAGGAUGGGAUGAACGUGCAGUGACAUCAUGCACCGGAGGACUGGGAAAUCGAAGCACUGGAGCUGUUUUCCAAGGAUUUCCUAACAUUGACCAUACUCAGGAUUUUGUGAGAAAAGAUAUCAUUAACUGGCUUCGCUGGUUGCGUCAUGACGUGGGUUUUCAAGAUUUUCGAUUUGAUUUUGCAAAGGGGUUUUCAGUAAAAUAUGUGAGGGAAUACGUCGAUGGAGCAAAACCUUUGUUUUCUGUUGGAGAGUAUUGGGAUACUUGUAACUAUAAGGGUUCUUCUUUAGACUAUAAUCAAGGUAUAUUUAUUGAAUCGGAAAUAAUUUUCAUUUAGUUAUGAAUUUUUUAUAAUUU